Messenger RNA from Diachasmimorpha longicaudata, 1427 nucleotides. Its product is annotated as zinc carboxypeptidase-like. NCBI's taxonomy places the organism in Eukaryota, Metazoa, Arthropoda, Insecta, Hymenoptera, Braconidae. Bases 59 to 1309 code for a protein of 416 amino acids. The transcript has 7 exons. Gene Ontology annotation, molecular function: metallocarboxypeptidase activity; zinc ion binding. Gene Ontology annotation, biological process: proteolysis. The record is from RefSeq and is a predicted model, not a curated record.
ACUCGAUCCUCCAUAGGAAAGCCAACACAUGUGCGCCAUAGUCUGACGAAGUGGCAACAUGUUAAAAUUUGUGGUGUUUGUGGUCCUCCUCGGGCUGGCCCUAGCCCAAAGAGAGACUUUUGAAAAUUACAAGGUCUUCAGAAUACUACCCACGAAUGAUGAGCAGAUUGGCCUCUUGCAUCAGAUUGCCGAUACAUCCAAUGGACAGUACUCAUUCUGGAACGAACCCAGCCACGUGAAUGUAACUGCUGAUUUGAUGGUCUCACCUCAAAAAAUCGAGGAGUUUGAACGAUUGAUGGACCUGACUGCAACAAAGUACGUUCCCUAUAUCGAUAAUGUUCAACAGCUGAUUGACGAUGAGAAUCCCGUCCUCGAAAGACUGACUACUGAGUUCGACUGGACUAGUUAUCAUAAACUUGAAGAGAUCUACGCUUGGCUGGAUUCACUUGCCACGACUUAUCCAGACAAAGUGCAAGUUAUCGUUGCUGGUAGCACUUAUGAAGGUCGUCAGAUCAAGGGUGUCAAGGUUUCAUUCAAAGAAGGAAAUCCUGGUGUAUUUAUCGAGGGAAAUAUUCAUGCUCGUGAAUGGAUCACAGCUGCCACGGUUACCUAUAUGCUCAAUCAAUUACUCACUAGCCAGGAUCCAGUUGUCAGAGAAUUGGCAGACAGACACGACUGGUACAUAUUCCCAGUCUUCAAUCCUGAUGGAUAUGUCUACACUCACAAUACUAACCGUCUUUGGCGAAAAACAAGGAAGCCCUACAGUGCAUUCUGUCGUGGAUCCGAUCCCAACCGCAACUGGGGCUACAAAUGGAUGCAGGGUGGUGCCAGCAGAAAUCCAUGCGCUGAAACAUACGCUGGGUCGUCGGCUUUCUCUGAUGUUGAAACCAAAUCGGCAUCGCAAUAUAUUGCUUCCAUCUCUGACAAAUUUUACGCUUAUAUUGCAUUCCAUAGCUAUUCGCAACUUCUACUCUUCCCCUACGGUCACACCAGUGCUCAUCUUGAUAAUUAUGAUGAUCUGUACGCAAUUGGAACUCAAACGAUUAAUGCAUUAGCCAGGAGGUACGGCACCAAGUACGUUACUGGAAACGUUGCUGAGACAAUUUACGUCGCCAGUGGCAGCUCCGUCGAUUAUGUGAAAGGCACCUUCCAAACACCGAUCACCUACACCUACGAACUUCGUGAUAAGGGAAGGUAUGGCUUCCUUCUUCCAGCUAAACAAAUUAUUCCUACUGGAGAGGAGACUCUUGACUCUCUCGUUGCCAUGUUCAAAAGUGCUCGGGCACGAGGGUACCCGAAGACGGUAUGAUAUGGUCGUGAAUAUCAUGAACUUGGAGUAGGAUGGAAUUUUAAGGAAAUUUUAUAACUCCCUCGAAUUUUAUAUUUAGCUUUUAUGAUGAAUAAAGUACAACUGUUGCGUUACAAAA